Syngnathoides biaculeatus (alligator pipefish) is the source of this 3711-nucleotide messenger RNA. It is a transcript of the gene wdr44, whose product is annotated as WD repeat domain 44. The transcript has 20 exons. The record is from RefSeq and is a predicted model, not a curated record. The coding region runs from base 424 to 3147 and encodes 907 amino acids. Gene Ontology annotation, molecular function: protein binding. NCBI's taxonomy places the organism in Eukaryota, Metazoa, Chordata, Actinopteri, Syngnathiformes, Syngnathidae.
GCACACCAAGCCCUAUGCCCCGCCUUUUGGGUACUGGCUGACAUUUUUCUUUUUCUUGAAAUGGGUUUGUUUAUAAGGCUGACCACUGCCUCAGAACAGCUAGCACAGCUAAGACGCCAUUUUUGUGUAUACUUUCAUAGAAGAUACUAUGUUAGCCCACUUGUCAUCUCUAAGUGACGGUUUUGUAGACAUAAUUGUAGAUUUGUGAAUCUUUCGCCGUUUAUCCAUGCAGCUAGUUCAGCACAAUGUAACGUAAUGCUGUGACGUUGACAGGAAAGUCCGAGGAAGCGAAUAGACCAAGACAUUCAUGGUACCGUUCGGACAAAAGUGUCAUCUUGCUUAUCUCGUUCACAUGUUUUUCUUUUAGUUAGCAGCUAUCUUUUGUUUAAAACUGGCCUGACAGGGAGUGCAUUUCACGUUAGCAUGGCAUCAGACACGAGUGACACGGAGGAGUUCUACGAUGCUCCGGAGGACGUACAUUUCAGCCCAUCUCCCAAAGUGUCCCCUGCAAAGUUUGUCAUUCCUUCCCUAAAGCUGGCGCCAAGGUCUGAUGAGCAUGACAGUUUCGGAGAGCCUGCCACUGAGACUGCGCAAGAAGAUUCCCUACAUAUCAUUGAUAGCAUCAUUGAGGAGAGUCAAAUGGAAAAUGGUGCUGUUGCUGAGCUGUUGGAUCAGCUCCAUGUUGAUGUGACUGUGGAAGCGGAGUCAAAGCAAGAGAGGAACACCCAGCAAGUUCCUGUUACGGUUUCAGUUGCAGCUGAUAAACCGCAGCCUAUCGAGAGGCCCGGGGAGCAGCCUGAAUGUUUGGGAAGAAAUGGAGUGUGUUCUCUGCCUGCCCCUGAUCCGGUGGAUCUCCCCGGACCUUCAGUUGGAACACAGAAAUGUGUUCAGCCCCCAGACAUCACCAGCACAAUAGGGCAGAGUAACUCUGAUGGGGCACUUGUAGUCGCAGAAGAGGGGCAGGAGCCCGGGUCCGCUGACAUUUUAGAGCGGGUUCCGUUCGCAGACAGGCCAAUGGACUCUAUGGACACAUCAGGACCUACAAAACCACCACGGCAGGUUACGGUAGAGCCAGACAUUGUAGCCAGCACCAAGAAACCUCCACCGUCACGACCGCGGCCUCCUAGCGGAGCUCCUCCACCAAGACCGCCUCCACCAGCUUUUCAGAAUCUCCCUUCUAAGAAGUCUCAGGAGUGUCUCAGGCCCAGUAUGCUGGAAGUAGCUACAAUGAGUCCAGUCAGCAGCGACCCUCUGGAACCAUCUGGUCUCAUGUCUCCGAGUAGCACCGUGAGGAGUUUAACCAGAGAGUUGCAGCACUCUUUGGAUCUGGCCAGUGCCACCAGUGGGGACAAGGUGGUGACUGCACAGGAGAAUGAGGAUGAGGAGGCCUUGUCUCAGAUUGAGGGACAAGUUCCAGGCCCGCAGCGUCCACGCUCCAACUCGGGUAGAGAACUCACUGACGAGGAAAUCCUGGCCAGUGUGAUGAUCAAGAACCUAGACACUGGGGAAGAGAUCCCACUAAUCCAGGCAGAGGAAAAACUUCCUGCUGGGAUUAACCCCCUCACUUUGCACAUCAUGCGCAGGACCAAAGAGUAUAUCACUAAUGAUGAAGCACAGUCAGAUGAUGAUGACAAGUCACAGGCUCCACUGGCAGACACAGAUGGGGGAAAACUAAAACAGAGAACAACUCAGUUUAAGAAAUUCCUGGGCAAGUCUGUGAAGAAGGCCAAGCAUUUUGCUGAGGAAUAUGGAGAAAAGGCAGUAAACAAAGUGAAAAGUGUUCGCGAUGAAGUUUUCCACACAGAUCAAGACGACCCAUCCUCCAGUGAUGACGAAGGGAUGCCUUAUACCAGGCCUGCCAAGUUCAAGGCAGCACACAGCUUUAAAGGUCCUUUUGACUUCGAUCAAAUCAAGGUUGUGCAGGAUUUGAGUGGCGAGCACAUGGGGGCCGUGUGGACAAUGAAGUUCUCUCACUGUGGCAGGCUGCUGGCAACCGCUGGCCAAGAUAACGUGGUUCGCAUCUGGGUCUUAAAGACUGCCUUUGACUAUUUCAACAAUAUGAGAUUGAAGUACAACACGGAAGGUCGAGUGUCACCUUCCCCCUCGCAGGAAAGCUUGUGUUCCUCCAAAUCUGACACUGAUCCUGCGGCCAGUUGUGCGCCAGAGGACCCAGACACAGAAGACAGGAAUGCCCCUUUUCGACAGGUCCCUUUCUGCAAGUACAAAGGCCAUACAGCAGAUCUAUUGGAUUUGUCUUGGUCAAAGAACUUCUUUCUGCUCUCGUCAUCCAUGGAUAAAACAGUCAGACUGUGGCACAUUUCCAGGAGAGAGUGUCUCUGCUGCUUUCAGCACAUUGAUUUUGUCACUGCAAUCACAUUCCAUCCCAGGGACGACAGAUACUUUUUAAGUGGCUCUCUGGAUGGAAAGCUACGAUUGUGGAACAUUCCGGACAAGAAGGUGGCACUAUGGAAUGAGGUGGAUGGCCAAACGCGCCUCAUCACUGCUGCCAACUUCUGUCAAAAUGGGAAGUACGCUGUCAUUGGCACCUAUGAUGGAAGGUGCAUCUUUUAUGACACAGAGCGUCUGAAAUAUCAUACCCAAAUACACGUGAGGUCCACCAGAGGUAGGAACAAAGUUGGGAGAAAAAUCACUGGUAUUGAACCAUUACCAGGAGAGAAUAAGAUUUUGGUGACCUCAAAUGAUUCCCGCAUCCGCCUUUAUGACCUGAGGGACUUGUCUCUAUCCAUGAAGUACAAGGGUUACGUCAACAGCAGCAGUCAGAUUAAGGCCAGCUUCAGCCAUGACUACUCCUUCAUCGUCAGCGGUUCAGAGGAUAAAUAUGUGUACAUCUGGAGUACUUACCACGACCUCAGCAAAUUCACAUCUGUACGCCGAGACCGCAAUGACUUCUGGGAAGGGAUUAAAGCGCACAAUGCUGUGGUCACGUCCGCCAUUUUCGCUCCUCACCCGGGUCUCAUUGUGCCACAAGAAGUUGGUACAGAAAAACCAGAUGCUGAGUGCAAGAGCCUGGACUCUGAAUCUGAAACAAUUCCCUCAGGUGCCCUAAAGACGGAUCACACAGAGGUUCUACUUUCUGCUGACUUCACUGGAGCCAUCAAGGUUUUCAUUAAUGUGAAGAAAUACUGAGCUCCGUGAGCCUUCUCUUUGUAACUCACCCAGAUAAUUGUUUUAGCUCCAAGCGUGACGGCUGCGCGCGUCACUGCUCGACCUUUCAUCUUAAAUACCAAGCAACUGUGAGUAGUGUGGAAUUUAUAAAAAGCUCUAAUUGCCAAUGCUACCGAGAUGUGGAUUAAGCAAAGACAAUGUGUCUGCGUCGUGUUCAUUGACAGCCUUAUGGUAGGUCAAUACAUAUCUGGAUAGCUUCUUUUGCAGCCACAUUUUUCAGUGUUCUUAUCCUCUCAGACGUUAAAUGUCUUGAAACCACGAUUUGUAAAUGUGCCUAAAAAAAAAAAAAAUUCAGCUUCUCGCCAUUUCCUCAACUGCUAAUAGAAACAUUUCAGAUAAACCUGUACGUUUAUUAUUGAAUAGGGUCAGGUAUCUUAUGUUCUUUUCAAAAACACUAAUGGGUCUACAUUUGAUACAUUUCACUAUAUUAGGACUCUAGAUUUACAAUGUAACAAUGCACACCAAUUGCUUUUGAAAGCAUCUUACCAAUCUAUUGAUGUCCUCAAUAAAAACGCUUAUUUUUAA